Molecule: messenger RNA, 5597 nt
Organism: Thamnophis sirtalis
Lineage: Eukaryota; Metazoa; Chordata; Lepidosauria; Squamata; Natricidae
Source: RefSeq, a predicted model, not a curated record
AUGUCAAUGCGGAGUGGUCGAAAGAAGGAGACUCCGGGGCCCCGAGAGGAGCUCAGAACCCGGGGUCGAGCAUCUCCUGGUGGUGUCAGUACUUCCAGCAGUGAUGGCAAAGCUGAGAAAUCACGACAAACUACCAAGAAAGGUCGUGUGGAGGAAUCAAUGGCACCUAAAGGAAGCAAGCAAAGUCGAUCAGAGGAGAUUUCAGAGAGUGAAGGAGAGGAUACCAAUGCUGCAAAGAAAACUAAAACAGAAGAGCUGCCAAGACCACAGUCUCCUUCAGAUGUGGACAGCCUAGAUGGCCAUAGCUUCAACGAUGAGACAAGCAGUGACCCACGAGACAUUGACCAAGAUAAUCGAAGCACCUCUCCCAGCGUCUACAGCCCUGGCAGUGUGGAGAAUGAUUCUGAUUCCUCCUCUGUGCUUUCACAAGGACCCUCCCGCUCUUAUCAUCACCCUCCACUCUUUCCCCAGAGCCCCUCACCAGCUCCUCUGCCAGAGGGCCUUACGCGUCCCCCAGAAUCCAACUUCAGCUUAUCAGGGGAGGUUCAUCCUCAGGGCCCCCCAAGUGGCUACCAAUCUCAAAUUGAAGCCCAGGCUUCAAGAAUUUUCCAGGCGCAGGGCCAAGCCCCCCCAGUUCCCACUCCUUCUACCAACUCGUCCUCCUCCCCCUCGUCUUCGUCCUCUUCAUCCUGCACAAUGCAUGCUUCUCUGUACCCCAAUGCUAAUGUGGUCCAACUGGGACCGAAAGCUGUGAGUGCAGGAGUGGGGAUUCCAGCACCAAGUGGGCGUGAGCAAUCCCUCGGUACUAAGCACAACCCACCUCCCACUACUCCUAUUUCAUUAGCUUCUGUGGCAGGUGGCAUGCCUCCUCAGAAGACACCCCCAAACAAUUCCCCAUCAAUCAUUCCUUCCGCUGCUGCGACUUUUCCGCAUGUGCUAGCCAAUCUGCCUCCGCCCCCAGCUCUGCGCCCUCUGAAUAACAUGACGGUGACAUCCAGCUCACCAGGGGUGGUGGGGCAAGCAUUAAGUGGACAUCUUUCAUCGCCCCAUGCAAUAGGGCAGGAUAAGUCCCCCGUCCCUUCUCGUUAUCCCUAUGCACCCCCUCCUCCUCCUCCUCCACCCCCCAGCUCUUCUGCUCAGUAUCCCCUUCCUCCCCCUUCCCAGGCAUUGCCAAGUUACAGUUCAUCAUAUGGCCACUCCUUUCCACCACCCAGCAGCCUCUCUGUAUCCAGCCAACCGCCCAAGUACACUCAGCCCUCCAUGCCCUCCCAGCCUGUAUGGAGUCAAGGCCCACCACCCUACAGCCGCCCACUAGGGAACACUAACUCUCACCCUCCUGCCUCCUUUCCUGGUCAGUCCACUCAUCACCCGCAGCAGCAGCAGCAGCAACAGCACCAUCACAACCACAGCAAUGGUGCUGGUCUCUCUCCAGCAGCAGUUGCCACACCCCAGACAUCUAGCAGUUAUUCCCACCCAUUAGAACCAGGCCCACAUCACCCUCCUCAUGCUGCCUAUGGGCUACGCCUCUACCCACCCCAUAGCCAUGCUACAUACAGUCAGGCUCCUUCUGCAUCUUCCUCUUCCUCGUCUUCCUCCUCCUCCUCUUCUUCCUCCUCAUCCCAGGGUACAUACCCUGGACUCUGUAGCCACCCUCAAGGGCAGAGCACAGCCGCCUAUGCCUUUCCUCCUCCCCCUCCCCCUUCACCCGCCCAUGGGGCUGGACCCCCAGUCACUUCUGCUUCAGUUACCCUCUCCACUGUCAUAACCACAAUGGCCUCUUCCUCUACAGCUCCGUAUAAGACAGCAUCGCCUCCAGUUGGAGCCCCAACGACAGCCCCUUAUGGGAAGCGUACAGCUUCUCCCUCUCCUACUUUCCAACCGCCAGCCCCCUACAAGCCAGGCUCUCCUCCUGCAUCCUCAGCAUCCUCCUUCCGUGUAGCCACACCCCCAGGAUACCGAUUAAGCUCUUCUCCGGCAGCGGGAGGCUACAAGGCCUCCUCACCAGCCCCCAUUGUCCCUCCUGCCUCUGGAAGUAUGGCUGCCCCUGCCCCACCCUUGCCUCCCCUGCCACUCAGUGCUGCACAAAUAAAGCAAGAGCCUUCAGAGGAAUUUGAGCCCCCUGAUAGCCCAAUGCCUCCGAUACGGAGUCCGUCCCCGGCUCCCAAAGUGGUGGAUGUUCCAAGUCAUGCCAGCCAAUCAGCCAGGUUCAACAAACAUCUGGAUCGUGGCUUUAAUUCUUGUUCACGGACUGAUCUCUACUUUGUGCCCCUGGAUGGCUCCAAACUGGCCAAGAAACGAGCUGAUCUUGUUGAGAAAGUGCGCAGAGAGGCUGAACAGAAGGCCAGGGAAGAGAAAGAGCGAGAAAGAGAACGGGAACGAGAGAAAGAACGGGAGAGGGAGAAAGAAAGGGAACUGGAACGAAGUGUGAAAGUUGCCCAAGAGGGCCGACCAGUAGAUUGUCCAUCUCUUGGCCCUGUUCCUCAUCGCCCAUCUUUUGAGCAAGGCAGUGCCGUAGCGACUGUCCCACCAUAUCUGGGUCCUGACACACCAGCCCUCCGUACCCUCAGCGAGUAUGCCCGGCCUCAUGUCAUGUCUCCGAGCAACCGGAAUCACCCCUUCUAUGUCCCUUUGGGUGCAGUUGAUCCAGGAUUGCUUGGUUACAAUGUGCCAGCCAUCUACAGCAGCGACCCAGCCACGCGGGAGAGAGAAUUGCGAGAACGGGAAGCCCGUGAACGAGAUCUCAGGGAUCGCGACCUGCGUGAGCGUCUUAAGCCUGGUUUUGAAGUUAAACCAGCUGAGUUGGAGCAGCUCCAUGCCGUGCCCAGUGCUGCAAUGGAUCCUUUCCCACGUCAUGGGGGGUUGGCUCUCCAGGCAGGUCCAGGCCUCCACCCUGCUUUUCCCUUCCAUCCAGGGCUGGGCCACCUGGAGCGAGAACGGCUGGCCCUGGCGGCUGGCCCGGCUUUGCGCCCCGACAUGUCUUAUGCUGAGCGAUUAGCAGCUGAACGACAGCAUGCCGAGAGAGUGGCUGCUCUGAGCAACGACCCCUUGGCUCGACUGCAGAUGCUCAACGUGACCCCCCAUCAUCACCAGCACUCCCACAUCCAUUCCCACCUCCAUCUCCACCAGCAGGACGCUAUCCAUGCAGCUUCUGCCUCUGUUCACCCUCUUAUCGAUCCACUGGCUUCUGGGUCACAUCUCACCAGAAUACCCUACCCAGCGGGCACUAUACCUAACCCACUUCUGCCUCACCCACUCCAUGAAAACGAAGUGCUGCGCCACCAGCUUUUUGCUGCCCCCUACAGAGACCUGCCUGGCUCUCUGUCUGCCCCAAUGUCUGCAGCACACCAGCUCCAAGCCAUGCAUGCGCAGUCAGCAGAGCUGCAGCGCUUGGCCCUGGAACAGCAGCAGUGGUUGCAUGCCCAUCACCCUCUGCACGGGGUGCCACUCCCCACACAAGAGGAUUACUACAGUCACCUGAAAAAAGAAAGUGACAAGCCCCUUUAAAUGGACCCCAUUCCCCACAAUGAUGUCAUUAUCCUUUGUUGUUGCUGCUUCUUCUUCUUGGAGAGGAAAAUCAACUCAUCAAACUCUGGAUGAGGAAGAAGCUACUUAGUGACACAAUUCCCUAAAUCAUUCAACAAAUCCAAACAACUGUGGUGGGAGGGAGAAGGGUAGUACAAGGGAAAAUAUGAGAGAUCAAAAAAGGAUUUUGGACAAAUGGCUCGACAUUCCCUUGUUUCAGUAAGAAAAGGUAUGAAUUAUCAAGCAUUCCUUUUCUCCCUGCCAUGUCCCGCCGCCGCCACCACUCUCUCGCCCUAAGGUGGAUGUCACUAAAAGCAUAAUGGGGCUAAAUGGGGCCUCCCUCUUUUUUGUACUUUGACAACCAGAUGGUUUUGAGGAACACUGCAUUGUCAGACUUUCAAGAAGGCAUUAUCACAUUCCUCUUCAACCCUUGAAAGACUAGGCCAAGUUAAGAGGUGCAUAGCACCACAAGAUGGUUUCAAAAGAGCAGCUGCUGCCUUUUUAUCCAUGCCUUGAGGGAACUUUGAUGAGUCUGGAAAAUACUGUGGAACGACAACAGAGCGUUUCCCUCUCAUUUCAUUAGUGAGGGAGAUUGAUAUGGCCACACAGUGCAAAGCAUGGUUGAAAUUGUCUCUGAUGGCAACUGCUCCUUUUCCCUUCACCCAUUCCAGUCGAUGUACUCAUGCACAUCCCGUUAGACGUGGCAGUUUUGCGUAGCAAUUUGUGAAUCCUUGAUCUCCCCAUGUGUGUGUCUAAUUUCACAGUUGUAUAUCUUGAUCUGUCCACAUACAUACAUACAUACAUACAUACAUACGUACGUACGUACGUAUGUACAUACAUACGUACAUAAGAACAUUAAAAGAAAGUCAAUCAUGGGAGAAGAAUCUCCCUACACAACCAGUUCCACGCAACACACACAUGGGUGUGCAGAUGCACGUGCGUGCACACACACACACAGACACACACACUAAUUUAUAUAUAAAUGCAGCUCUUAAAGAACAAAACCAGCCAAGUAGCCAAAAAAAAAAGCCUUCCAAAAUGUUUUAAUGUUUGCUUUCUGCAUGCCCAGGGGCUAUUAUCAAGUAAUCAAGAUUUUAAAAUUACAUUCCCUGUUAGUUUGUUGCAAAGCAGAGAAAUGAAAAAAAGAUACCUUGAAAACAGGAUCUAUUAUUCUCCGCUGGAGUGGAAUAUAAUAUCUUUUCCCAGUAUUUUUGCAGAUCGGUAGGGUAGGGUCCUUGUGUUUUGGCAAUUGCAUGGAGUUCUUGAAAUUAGCACCUUGGAUAAUUGCAGCACCUUGUGAGUUUAUCAAGGAUUCAUUCUAUUCAGUCUGUAUAGUAGAGGAGUGCACAUAUGAGAGCAUGACUUGGUCAGCUGUACGCAAGUUUAACUUGUGGGAUCCUGUUCAUGGCAUCCUGAGCAUUGAUUUAUAUGGAUGGGACACUCUUCCAUCAUAUAGAGCAAAUCCUUGCCCUGAUGAGGGAAUGAAGCACCAGAAAUGAUAAAUAGGAAUUACUAGCUCCCCUGCCCCCCUCCCUCCCACUUCUAACAACCAUAUUCAGUAUGCACAUCCCCAACAAUGAGAUUUGUGAAUUACUGAUCACUUUAGCAUAGUCUUUUAAGUUGGUGAUGAAAAAUCAGCAAGAAUUGGGGAAAGACAUUGGCACUGGACAUUUUCUCUGCUGCUAGCAGAGUAAAAGGGCACAAGAUUAGAGGGAUGAGGCCAUACUUAAUUGCCUUUAAUCUCAGAAUGUCUUUAAAAUGCUUGGUCUGAAUCACAUUCUUUGGAAUGCAAGUAGCUUUUGUUGAAGGUCUACUUCCUCUCCAGUAUAAAGACAAGCUUUAUUAGCAGGCCUGAUGUAGGGGAAUGUGUCAGAGGUCCUUCAAGUGGAAUAAGUAUGCAGCUGCAAGUGGGCACAAUUGUCCACAGGUGACAACUGAUAAAGGCAUCUCUGGACAAAGCAAGAGACGGCAUGAAGUAAAGCUGAUGCUUUGUGCCACCUGCCUUCAUAGGGCAGGUCCUCAGGUUUAGAGGAUUAGAAACACUCAAGAAACAGGGAGCGUGUAUAUAAAACUGC